Molecule: messenger RNA, 3505 nt
Organism: Anoplopoma fimbria (sablefish)
Lineage: Eukaryota; Metazoa; Chordata; Actinopteri; Perciformes; Anoplopomatidae
Gene: mapk14b
Product: mitogen-activated protein kinase 14b
Exons: 12
Coding region: 290-1375 (361 amino acids)
Biological process (GO): intracellular signal transduction; protein phosphorylation
Cellular component (GO): cytoplasm; nucleus
Molecular function (GO): MAP kinase activity; ATP binding
Source: RefSeq, a predicted model, not a curated record
GACGAAGGGACGUGCGCGGUCACGACAACAGUGCGAAAAAAUUCAGCGAAAGCUAGUCCAGGCUGCUUCCUGACCUGAGCGUGUUUUCUAGAGGAAGUUGUCUCCAAGAAGGUGCAGAUUUUUUUAUGCACAACUGCACAGAAUUUGCACGACUGGGCUGCGGAAGUUUUGUGAGAUCCGGGACCGUCUGUGUGUUUAGUUUCUCGGGGUGGAGAGGAGGAGAGAGAGAGGAGAAGAAGAAGUUUCCGCUGGCUUGUUUUGUCGCUACGCGGCUGGUAAAUCCGCAGGAAUGUCGCAGAAGGAGAGACCUACUUUCUACCGUCAGGAGCUCAACAAAACCGUGUGGGAGGUCCCGGAGCGGUACCAGAACUUAUCUCCAGUGGGCUCCGGUGCUUACGGAUCCGUGUGUUCGGUGUAUGACGUGAAGACAGGCCUGAAGAUUGCAGUGAAGAAAUUGUCCAGACCCUUCCAGUCCAUCAUCCACGCAAAGAGAACCUACAGAGAGCUGCGGCUGCUGAAACACAUGAAGCACGAGAAUGUGAUUGGUCUAUUAGACGUUUUCACACCAGCGACAAGCUUAGAGGAAUUCAACGAUGUGUACUUGGUGACCCACCUAAUGGGUGCAGACCUCAACAACAUCGUCAAGUGUCAAAAGCUGACCGAUGACCACGUCCAGUUCCUCAUCUACCAGAUUCUCAGAGGCCUAAAGUACAUCCAUUCUGCAGAUAUCAUCCACCGAGAUUUGAAGCCGAGUAAUCUGGCUGUGAAUGAAGACUGUGAGCUCAAGAUCCUGGACUUUGGUUUGGCGCGGCACACAGAUGAUGAGAUGACAGGCUACGUAGCCACCCGGUGGUACCGCGCCCCAGAGAUCAUGCUCAACUGGAUGCACUACAACAUGACAGUGGAUAUCUGGUCGGUGGGCUGCAUCAUGGCUGAACUACUUACUGGACAGACGCUCUUCCCUGGCACAGACCAUAUAAACCAGCUGCAGCAGAUAAUGCGCCUGACGGGGACGCCCCCGGCCUCCCUCAUAAGCAGGAUGCCCAGCCACGAGGCGAGGAACUACAUUAACUCACUUCCCCACAUGCCCAAGAGAAACUUUGCUGAUGUGUUUAUUGGUGCCAACCCUCUUGCGGUGGACUUGCUGGAGAAAAUGCUGGUGCUGGACACAGACAAACGGAUCACGGCAUCUGAGGCUCUGGCCCACCCGUACUUUGCACAGUACCACGAUCCAGACGACGAGCCCGAAGCGGAGCCUUACGACCAGAGCUUCGAAAGCCGCGAGCUGGAAAUUGAGGAAUGGAAGAGGUUAACCUAUGAGGAGGUGAUCAGUUUUGAGCAGCCGUCGUUCGAUGGAGAUGAGAUGGAAUCCUGAAGAGGAUGAGGCACCUUUUCUUCCAUCUUUUGUUUUCCAAGAAACUUAAAGGACUAUCAGUCUCUUGUGACUAUCCACCACUUUUUCACACACACACACACACACACACACACACACACACACACACACACACACACACACACACACACACACACACACACACACACACACACACAACCAUGACAUUCAAGUGCCUGCCGUCAUUCAUCUCCGGGGGAUGUUGUUAUAUCGGGGAUAAAACUUGACAUCCUGUUCCUUCUGCCCCUGAACUUUGCUGUUUUGUUACUCUGCAUCCCAAGGCGCCAAGGCAGACUUUAAAUUCUCCUUUAUAUUUUUAGUGAGUUUUUACCUCAAACAUUUAUUGUUUGUACUGAUUUCCUCUUUGAUCUUGGAGAAAUUUAACUCCUUAUACGUAUUUUAUAAAAAUUGACCACUUAGCAGUAAUUAAUAUUAUAGGAAAAAAGUUUGAUAGGAUCAUUUCACACUGCUGUGUGUCUUUGUGUAUCUUUCCUCCACACAUUAAAAUAGAAUGUUAUUUCUAUCAUUGGAUAGAACUGUGUAAAUAUGACAAACAGUAUUUGUACAAAAGUACUUCAGUCAAACAGCGUAUUUGUGUAAUAGUCAUAAUUAAUGAGUCAAAUCUCAGCCGACCCCUUUGACAAUAUGAAUUUUAUUACUAGAGUUUAGCCUAAAAUGGUAUAUAAAAAGAUACAGUAUGUAAUUUAAUACAAGUAUUUAUAGGAUAGGCUAAAAUGUUAAAUAUUAUCCUCCACAAGGCAAAUUCAAGGCUUCAUAGUUCUCAUUGCUGGAUUUGAAGGUUUACUGUGUCCUUUUUUAACAGAAACAUGAGUUUGGAGAGUAUGGAGACUAGGCUUAUGUAUCCAUUUCACGUACUUAACAUUUGUUUCGUUUCUACUCUUUUCUCCACAUCAAGUCUUUUAACACUUCUGUCCUGUUGUUUCAGAAGAAUAUUACCGUCCCCAUUAUCACGACCUACAACUUCGCAUGUCAAAGCCAUAUUUGGCUUUUUCGUUUAUUGGAAUGUGAUGUUUCCCACCACAACUGACAAUGUACUUUUAUCAUAAUGCAUUUAUAGAACACAGUACUAUUAAUGUUUAUUGAAUGUUGGGGGCACCAGUCUGCCCUGUAUUUAUGAUCUUUUGUUAUGUUGUUUGUAUAUCGAUGUUAAAGAGAAUAUUAUUUGUCAGAAUUCAAGGUUCUUUUUAUUAUUUAUGGAAAGCUUACUGUAUCAGAAACCAAAUGUAUCGUUAAUAAUCUCAAACGUCAGUUAAGCCGUGGGGACUGCAGUUACAGCUUGUGUAUCUGAGCCAACACGUAUUAUUAAGAUGUUGCAGACAAACAUAUAGUUUUAAAUCAGUUUGAGCAACUGCCCAUUUUGGAGUGGUUUCUGUUCAUUUUGUUAUUUAGUUGAAAGCAGUUCUUAAACAUUUAUUUAACUUAUUGUGUUCCCUGAGGUACUGCCCUCCAAAAGUAUCAUAUUUUUUUUAAUAAAUUAAAUUAAAAACAUCAAAGAAAAAUAUGUAUUUCAACUACAUGAACAUUUUGUAUUGACAUGGAAACCACUGUACUACAAACAUUUAUUGACAAAAGAAAUAUCAUACCUUGUGACAUACAAGCUACAUCCACAGAUGUUCUGGCUAAUGUCAACCCCAAUAUCAGUGUCUUCACAAUUUAAUUUCCAACAGCUUGUUUUCAUAUAGUGCUUUUUCUAAUGUAUUAUUUUAUUCUCUGUGUGUAAAAUCAAAAUUUGAUAUUAUUCUGUGAUUCUUGUAAUAUUGACUGUUUUUUGAGUAAUGCUAGAAAUAUAUUUGCCAUUCAUUUGAAUAAUUUAGCAGGGCACAUGUUUGUGGGAAAGAGUGUACGUUUACUCACUGGAUGCUGAAGGGCAAUGCUGAAGCCUGGUUCUUUGUAAUUUUAAAACAACUGCAUACAUUAGAAAGGAUAUUUAUCUUUUUACAUAUCCAAAUGUCAGUCGUUCAUUUGGUUAUUGGUUUAUGCUUUCUUUGCCCGAGAUGUGUUCAUAUCUUUUUACAUUGUCACAUGUAUUAAGACAGCACGCCCCACCACCUGUAAAUACCACCAUUAGAAAAUAAAGGCUACUAUUUUUCA